Dendrobium catenatum is the source of this 2075-nucleotide messenger RNA. Its product is annotated as putative G3BP-like protein. NCBI's taxonomy places the organism in Eukaryota, Viridiplantae, Streptophyta, Magnoliopsida, Asparagales, Orchidaceae. The transcript is spliced from 9 exons. Gene Ontology annotation, cellular component: ribonucleoprotein complex; cytosol. Gene Ontology annotation, molecular function: mRNA binding. Bases 291 to 1652 code for a protein of 453 amino acids. The record is from RefSeq and is a predicted model, not a curated record.
AGGAAUAGUAGAGAAACGGAAGACUCGGCUCCGUCUGCUCUUCGGCUCCUUUCUUUCCUGCCAGAUCCGAGGAUCUAAAGUCUAAACCACAGAGUGCUCCCUACAAUAGCGCCGAAGAGUUCGUCUUAGGCGACCCCGCUUCAGCUAUUUAUCCGAUCGAAUGCCGAUGCUAUGCGUCAUUGAGCUUUUCAUUCGGUCUCAGCUGCUGAUCACCCGUCCUUACGGAUUAAAAGCACUCGCUUGAUCAAUUUCUUGAGUUUCUUCAUCCUUUUCGAGAUUAACAACGAGAGAUGGCCUCCCAACAAUCCACUCCUGCGGGAUCUGUGCGCUAUGCUCAACUGGUGGGAAAUGCAUUUGUGCAGCAAUUCUUCCUCGUCCUGCAUAAGUCACCGGACCAGCUUCAUCGAUUCUACAAGGAAAGUAGCAAGCUGGGACGUCCUGGACCUAAUGGAGAGAUGACCGCGACCUCCUCCUUGCAGGACAUCAACGAGAAGAUUCUAUCGAUGGACUACAGCGAGUACCGAACUCAGAUAAAGACAGUGGAUGCACAAGAAACCCUUAACGGUGGGGUCCUUGUCCUUGUCACGGGUUACCUAUUUGGGAAGGAUGAUGUCAGGAGAGGUUUCACCCAAAGCUUCCUUCUUGCGACCCAGGAGACAGGCUUCUACGUUUUAAAUGAUAUAUUCCGAUUUGUUGAAGAAGAGGACCAGCAACAGGAGCGGCAGGGUUUGGCGAAUGAAACCUGGGUUCCUUUUUCUGCAGAGAAUGGUACUGUUACACCCCAGGAGCAUUAUCCUUCUGAGCAAAGUGAAGAAGAACCGGAAAAGGAUGAAAUAACUGAAGAAGAAGUUUAUGAUCCUUCGGAACAUGGCGGAGAAUCUUCAAAUGAUACAGCAGAGCAUGUCGAGAAGGAGAUCAAUGAAGUUCCAACUGCUUUGCAGCCUACUGUGGCUGGUUCAAAUCCUUCAACUGGCCGGAAGCCAAAUGUGUCCUAUGCUUCAAUUGUGAUGGCGAUGAAAGAAAAACCUGCACCUGUAUCAGUUGCCAAAUCUGCUCCCAACGAGGCAGUACCUACUGAUACAGAACAGAAAGCUCCUGCUGCUCCUACACCAGCACCAGCACUAGCACGGGCAGCAAAAGUUCCUGCCCGAGGUUCUUAUGCUGCAGAAACCAACGUUGCCCAGGAGUCAGAAGCUGAAGGGUAUUCUAUAUACAUCAAACGGCUGCCUUUGAAUGCUACCUGUGCUCAACUUGAAGAGGUUUUCAAAAUCUUUGGUCCAAUCAAGCCCAAUGGCAUACAAGUUAGACGCAAUAUGUUACAUGGGUUUUGCUUUGGUUUUGUGGAGUUUGAGGUGGCUGAUGCCGUUAAAAGUGCAAUUAAGGCUUCACCUGUAUUGAUUGGUGGUCGUAAAGCUUAUGUUGAGGAAAAAAGAACCAAUGCUCCACGAGUGAAUAACCAAGCAAGGUUUGCACCUGUUAGAGGAGCUGGAUACCGCGGUAAUGGAAUGAGGGGUCGUGGAUAUUAUGGUGGUGGGAGGGGUUAUGGAAGGUGGGGAGGAGACUACAGUUUCAGGCCUGAUUUUGGGAACAGAGGGGGUAGGGGUGGCGGUCCCUUCUGGCCGAGGCGGCGAUAUAGAACACCACAGGCUUGAUCAAAUGGCCUCUUAUGCUGCACCCAUGGCCGCUCUGGGUCUUUACCUCCAGUGCCUGCGUCUGCAUAAAACAAACAGAGACUCAAGAACUGUUUUCCUUCAUUCAUGGCAGAUAUCUCAGCAGCUGGUUAUUUGACUCUCUUCCAAGCCUUUUCGUCUUGUGCAAGAUGCAAUUUUUAUUUUUUAGUUUAUGGAAUGUUUCGUUCGAACUUUCAUUGCUGCUAAAAAUAUAGGUAGGAAAUAGUGUUUUUAGUCUUAUUGUGUUGUUAUGUUUCCAUGAUUUGGAAACAGUUUUCCGUUCCCCUUCAGCAUUUGAGAAAAAUCAAUGGUGAUAAGGGAAAAUCUUCCUCUAACCUCGAAUUUAUGCUUCUGUGACAAGUUGUAAAAUUGUUUUUGCUUUCCAUGAAAAGUUUUUUACACCUA